CUGAUAUGAUGCUGCACAGCAGACACACAACAUAUAUCAAGGAGGUGCUGGAGACCAGUGCUACAGGGACUAAGGAGGACAAGGUCAUCUGCAUACAUAAUAUGGUUCACCAAGCCCAGUGGGGAGUUCGCAUGUGCCGAGAGCAAAGACCGCGAGGACACUUUUACAGACGCUCUCGUUUCCCCUCCCGAGGCCCAGCAAGGUCACCAAGAUGAACGGCACCCUGCCGAAUGCCACCGUGAAGUGUGUGCGGGACACCAGUGUGAUGGCGGUGGUGUUCCCCUGCCUGUACAGCGUCCUCUUUCUCGUGGCCUUGGUGCUGAACUCCCUGGCUGCGUGGGUCUUCUUCAACAUCCCCAGUGCCUCGACGUUUGUGGUGUACCUAAAAAACGUGGUGGUUGCAGACCUGCUGAUGACUCUGACCAUUCCCGUGAAGGUGCUGAGCGACGCGGGGGUGGGCUCCUGGCGUCUGCGUGCCUUCUACUGCCGAUACUCCGCCGUCCUCUUCUACAUCACCAUGUACAUCAGCAUCCUCUUGCUGGGCCUCAUCAGCCUCGACCGCUAUCUCAAAAUUGUCCGGCCGUUCGGGAAGUGUGCGCUGCAGCAGGUCAGGGUCGGUCAGAUCCUGAGCGCCUCCGUCUGGGUGGUGAUGUUGUCUCUGGCGCUGCCCAAUGUUAUUCUGAGCGACCAGACUCCGCAGCCGUCCGGAGGCAAACUAAGGUGCACCUCGCUGAAGAGCAACGCGGGCCUGCUGUGGCACGAGGGCUUUAACUACUUCUGCCAGGUGGUGUUCUGGGGCACGCUGGCUCUGAUGUUCGUGUGCUACACCUUCAUCAGCAGGAAGGUGUACGAGUCAUACCGAGCCUCCAAGUCCAGCUCCAACGCGGCGAGCCGCAGGACCAAGGCCAAGGUGUUUGUCGUGGUGGGGGUGUUCUUCGUCUGCUUUGCCCCCUUCCACUUCGCCCGCGUUCCCUACACCCUCACCCAAACCCGGAACACGGCGAACCAGUGCCGGGCGCAGAACGCGCUCUACGUCGCCAAGGAGACCACCCUGUGGCUGUCCGCCACCAACGUGUGCCUGGACCCGCUCAUAUACGUCUUCCUCUGCAAGGUUUUCAGACGACGACUGACAGCCGCGCUGAGCCGCAAGCCCCUCCCCCGCGGUACCCUGGAGUCCCCCACGGCCACCUCCACUCAGCAGGAGAUGUCCCACAUGGUCUGCGCCGAGCCGAUGCCGCGCAAUGGCGCCUGUUAGCGGCCCGCUGGACGAGGGGCGGGGUUUCAUACAGCUCUCAGCUUUCAGCGUCUGCACCUGCACCGGGGCGGCCAUUUUGCACCUUGUAUAUAGUGUCCUAGCGAACUCGGGGGGGGGGGCAGUCUGGGAGACCGUCGCCGCAGCCGGGACGCGAACCCGUGUCUCCCGCUCCGCAAGCGACAGCGUUAACCAGUCGACUAAAGGGUCCGACCCGUUAGUCGAGGACCAGCGUGUCUACUUAUCCAUGCACGUUACAGUAUUUUAUCUUGAUGGAAGAUUGUUAUUUGUGAACGAUUGAAAGCUAACAGGGCGGGGCGUCCGGGUGGCGUGGCGGUCUAUUCCGUUGCCUACCAACACGGGGAUCGCCGGUUCGAAUCCCCGUGUCCCUACAGACACAAUUGGCCGUGUCAUGCCGGAAGCCGGAUGUGGGUGUGUCUCCUGGUCGCUGCACUAGCGCCUCCUGUGGUCGGUGGGGGCGCCUGUUCAGGGGGGGAGGGGGAUAGCGUGGUCCUUCCUGGUGAAACUCCUCACUGUCAGGUGAAAAGAAGCGGCUGGUGACUCCACAUGUAUGGGAGGAGGCGUGUGGUAGUCUGCAGCCCUCCCCGGAUCGGCAGGGGGGUGGGGGGGGCAGCGGCAGCAGUAUUUCUGAGACAGUAUGCGAGGCAGCACUGAUGUCUGCCGAGUCAUGCAGCGCACUCGCCCCAUCCUGCCUGCUAUCUCCCCUCGUUUCCUCGGCUCUAAUCUUGGCCACCCCGGGCGAGACAGUCGAGUGGAAUGGGAAGCAGCUUGGCGGAGCUCGUUCUCUCCUGAUUACCGCGGAGGAACAAUGCGAGGCAGCACUUCACGAUAACGUUCACAGAGAGCACAAGGCCGCCGCAGUGGACCAUCUUUAUAGCUCCGGUGUUUAUAUGUUUAGAUAGCUAGACGCAGGGUUUCUCAACCCCGUCCUCAAGGACCCCCCUAUCCUGCAGGUUUUCAUUGUAACCCUGCAUAGGUGGCCCUGCUUGUACUUACUCGACCGAUCAUCUCGCAGCACUUAAUUAUGCAAGGUGUGCAAUAUCUGACACAAUUCAUUGCUGAUUGGUUGAACAACUACAAACAGGUACCUAUUCAGGGUUGCAAAGAAAAUAUGCAGGCUAGG
This is a messenger RNA of Lampris incognitus (smalleye Pacific opah), 2396 nucleotides long. RefSeq names its product P2Y purinoceptor 13-like. Gene Ontology annotation, cellular component: membrane. Lineage: Eukaryota; Metazoa; Chordata; Actinopteri; Lampriformes; Lampridae. The coding region runs from base 212 to 1255 and encodes 347 amino acids. Gene Ontology annotation, molecular function: G protein-coupled purinergic nucleotide receptor activity. The transcript has 5 exons. The record is from RefSeq and is a predicted model, not a curated record. Gene Ontology annotation, biological process: negative regulation of adenylate cyclase activity; G protein-coupled receptor signaling pathway.